CCAGGCACAGGCAUCUGCUAACGCUCCCCAUGUCUCGUGCCGCUGCUCUCUGAACAUCGCUACACAUAGUCACCUUGUGAAUUUCGGCCCACAUGCGGCUCAGCAACACGUCGCGAGCAGAAAGCGAGUAUACAGUCACCUGAGUAAGACAGAAGCAUACGACUCCGCCCGCCGAGAACGACACCAUGCCAGCACCACCACCCCCUCCGCCGCCCCCGCCGAUGCCUGGCAUGGCUGGUGGGCCACCGCCUCCACCUCCGCCGCCGCCUGCCAGUUUACCCGCGAGACCUGCUGCGAAUGAGGUGAAAGGAAGAGGUGCUCUGCUUGGAGACAUCACUAAGGGCACACGGCUGAAGAAAGUUGGCGUUGUCAAUGACCGCAGCGCGCCUAUCAUCGACAAACCAAAGGACUCGGGCGGACCACCUAUUGGAGGCGCGCCACCUGUUCCGGGAGGACUGAGACCUGCUCCAUCAGGUGGAAACAGAGCUCGGAGCAAUAGUGAUCAACCAGGAAACGCAGCAGCAGGAGGAGGCGGUAUGGAAUCAGCACCGCAAUUGGGAGGUCUCUUUGCGGGCGGGAUGCCGAAAUUGAGGAAGACGGGCGGAGGAGUGAACAUGUACGAUUCGGAUCCAGAGACGAAUGCCAGGAAGGUCUCAGCACCGGUCUCGAGUGCGCCCUCAAUACCGAAUGGACAACCGCCUCCCAGACCAGGCGCAGCGCCGCCGCCGCCUCCGCCGGGCUCCGCACCUCUCCCACCCUCGGUCGCUGCGCUGAAGAGCAAUCUGCGCCCUACCAGUUCACUAUCUCUUGACAGCGAUGCACGAUCGAAACCAAAGCCUCCCCCGCCGAUUGGCAAGAAGCCUCCUAUUCCUCCUCCAGCAUCGCGGAAGCCAUCUGGAUUUGCUUCCAAAUCGAUGCUGAACCUCCAUACACACGAUCCUCCGCGACCAUCGUCCAGUCCUGCUCCUUCAGCAGCCCCUCCACCUCCACCGAGCGCACCUCGACCUCCUCCCGCGCCCCUCGCACGACAAGCGCCAACUCCUCCCUCAGCGCCCGCAGCACCUCCUCCACCUCCAGUCUCACGGAUAAGCAAUGUCAAGGACGACGAUGACGAGUAUGAUCCAUACAAUUACAAUUCGAGAUCUACGCCACCCCCUGCUCCUCCGCCGCCUCCGCAGACGAAUGGCGCACACAAAGAAGUGAGCUUGGCACAGCAGGCUGCCAUGAAUGCCUUUGGAAUGAACAAGCAAGCCAGUCCAGCGGCAGCCCCGCCAGCGCCACCGCCGCCCCCUCCUACAGCUGCUCCGAACAGGCCUGGUUCAGUGCCUCCACCAGCGCCGCCGCCACCUCCAAUGUCGCGGGCAGGUUCAUCACCUCAAGGCCCUCCACCUUCUCCUCUGAAAGCGAGCACACCAGGUGGAAUGCCAACUGCGGGAGGUGUAUCACUGGGCUCCGAUGGACCAGGGAGGAUGCCUUCGUUCCCGGAUGCCGCCAGCUAUACAUUGACGAAUGGGAAUCGAAGUCGAGCAGAUAGCGGAGCUAGAAGCUCGGGAGCGCGGUUCACAGUACAGGACUCCAGAUUCAAAUUUCAGGACGAUGGGCAGCUACCCAAACCACGAGAUUUUGCUGGCGGACCAAAGAGGUAUCGUGCUGGGAGGGGAAGCAGUGUGCCAUUAGAUUUGAAAGCUUUCGAGUAAGAUGCAGGAGCGUUAUUUGAGUGAAGCGUUCAAGCCGGCAUUUAUUACGUCUGAAUGCGCUGAUGCAUUCAGAUGGUCAUCAAAAUGGUGUACAUAACCAUAGCGUCGGAGACAGUUUGCGCUGGAACACAGCACAAUUCAACAAUCAAGACAAAGAUCAACUCGCUUUUGAAUUUGGAUCUCAAACUAUUCGCUCAAGGGAAAGCACAAA
Cercospora beticola is the source of this 1908-nucleotide messenger RNA. Lineage: Eukaryota; Fungi; Ascomycota; Dothideomycetes; Mycosphaerellales; Mycosphaerellaceae. The record is from RefSeq and is a predicted model, not a curated record.